ACUAUGAUGGUUAGACAUAUAAAAGGAGAACAUCCAACAAUUGUCAGUCAGAGUGUGAAUAGUCUUCUUUCCGGUUUUGAAAUACACGUUCAUAACUUACAAAGCAAAUAUGAUGUAUUCUCUAAUCUUGGCUGCAGUUAUGUUCAUUUCAGUGGUAAAUUGUAUUCCACAACCACCUCCUCUAACAGAGGAAAUGAAGAAAAAUAUGGAUGAAUGCCGUACAGAACUUGGAUUAACAAUAGAGGAAGAAAGAGAGCUUCAUAAGAAGCGCGAUUUUGAUAACGAAAAAAUGCGUUGUAUACCAGCUUGUUUGAUGAAGAAAGAUGGCAUCCUUCAAGACAACAAAGAAAUUAAUAUGGAUAAGUGGUACGAAAAAAUACAACAAUUUAAAGAUCUCACUGAUGAUAUGAAGAAAUCAUUACAAGAUUGUUAUGAACAAGUGAAAAGCAAAGAAGAGGAUGAAUGUAAAUUUGCCCAUCUAUUAAUGCAUUGUACACACAGAGUAAUCGGACAUCCGCCAGGCCCACACAGAGAAAAUUAAUUUAAAUACAAAAAUAACUUUAGAUGAUUUUCUUUGGUUCAACUCAAACAAUAAGCUUAAUAUUAAUAAAUAAAAAAUAUCUUUUA
Molecule: messenger RNA, 627 nt
Organism: Leptopilina boulardi
Lineage: Eukaryota; Metazoa; Arthropoda; Insecta; Hymenoptera; Figitidae
Exons: 5
Coding region: 110-541 (143 amino acids)
Biological process (GO): sensory perception of smell
Molecular function (GO): odorant binding
Source: RefSeq, a predicted model, not a curated record